Messenger RNA from Cylindrotheca closterium, 1410 nucleotides. NCBI's taxonomy places the organism in Eukaryota, Bacillariophyta, Bacillariophyceae, Bacillariales, Bacillariaceae. The record is from the annotation of a GenBank genome assembly.
AUGUGGCUAAUAUCUCUUUCCAAACCAACAGUGGCGUUUCUUCCUACAAGAAUAUUCCCCCCUGCGUGUCACGCCCAUGGCUGUCAAGAUAAUUUUCGACAACAUGAUUCCUUCUUUAAAUCCGAUUCCUCUCGGCAAAAGUCUCGCUUAUAUGGCAAAACGUCUGGAUCAGAUACUUGCGAUGCAUUAGAUUCAGCUACAGCUGAAAAGGUUGUUGCCACUCGAGGGAAAGACAAAACCGAUGACACACAGGAUGUGCUUACGAAUGCCGUCAUUCGAGUCAGCUUUGACGGAAGGAUGUUCACAGGAUGGAGCGGUGCCAACGACAAUAGCUAUGAUAAUGAUAUGCGACAAGAUUCACUCCCCUUGAAUGAUCCUUCGCCAAAGAUAAAGCGAAAGCGGAGAAGAAGACUGGUCGAUAGGGAAGGAGAAGCAAAAGGAUAUGUGAGAUCGGUUGAGGGGGUAAUAAGGGCCAACUUGGCCCAGAUUUACGGUAAUGUUGACCCUCGACGUGUAAUUGUCGAGGGAUGUAGUCGAACAGAUAAGGGAGUGCAUGCCACAGGCAUGAUGGCCCACAUUUACUGCCUUACCGAGGAAGCCUUCAACGCUUUACAAGAGUCAUCCGGCUCUGAGAACCCCGAUCGAUCCAUGUCUACAAUAAAGGGUAAGCGGAUACCGCACCCAACGUCUCCUACCGACCAAAGCUAUUUCGAGCCAAUCCCAAAGGAUGCCAACUUGUCACGAAUGGCAUUUGCACUGAACCGAAUGCGUCCUCAAGAUGUCCAAAUCUCAGGAAUUGCUCCCGCGCCGUUCCUUGCUCCAACAUAUCAGUAUCCAUUCCAUGCAUCACUGAGCUCUGUUUCAAAAACAUACGAGUACCGUGUAUCGAUUGGGGACUUUCAGGACCCGACUCUUCGCCGAUCGGCUUGGUUCCUGAAGGACAUAAGAGAGUGGAAAAUGGAAACAAUUCGAAAGGGGUGCGAGAUGCUCCGGGGAACCCAUGACUUUUCUGCGUUCCAGGGUUCUGCCAGGGGUGCAGGAGAUAGAAAGAAGCAAAAGGAGGAGAAAUUUCCCACUUGCACACUCUUUCAUGUUGAUUUUGUCCCUCAAGAACCAUCAAUAGACAAGAUUUAUUUCCCUGGCUUGCAGGUGGAAAUGUUCAGAUUUGUGAUUACUGGUGAUAGAUUUUUGUACAAGAUGAGUCGGAUGAUUGUGGGAGCGUUGGUUGCACUCGGAAGUAAUAGACUAGAUUUGGACACAUUCGAGCGAGCCAUAGAAAGCGGCAAUUGGGACAUUCCAGAGACCCCCGGCAAAAGGGUCCAAUUCCAAUGCGCUCCGCCUCACGGACUUGUUCUCGAGAGUGUUCAGUACGACGACAUUGAUUUCGAUUGGCAGCCACUUCGUUACUAG